Molecule: messenger RNA, 7409 nt
Organism: Dermacentor silvarum
Lineage: Eukaryota; Metazoa; Arthropoda; Arachnida; Ixodida; Ixodidae
Product: ATP-binding cassette sub-family G member 8
Exons: 15
Coding region: 313-3069 (918 amino acids)
Cellular component (GO): plasma membrane
Molecular function (GO): ATP hydrolysis activity; ATP binding; ABC-type transporter activity
Source: RefSeq, a predicted model, not a curated record
CUUCCGUACAGCCGGCCGUCCAGCCGUGGAGCCCAGAGCUUGGGACCGGGGGAACUUCAGCAGCAUCGAUACCACCCGCCACCGGAGGCGUUCGAGCAGCAGGACCCGCUCUUCCCGGCCACGCCCGAGCCAACUCCGGUGCAGGAACAGCCCCCUUCUUCUCCGCAGGAGAACGGCGGAGGAAACGGCGAUCCGUUCCCGCUGCUACAGCAGCAGCAGCUCCUCGAGCAGAAGCAGCAGCAGGGCGCGCUGCCCGAGCCCCCACGUGACUACACGGAGACGAGCCGUUCGUCGUGGUCCAGCAGCAGCAGCAUGUGGGACCUGAACGGGGGCGACGAGCGCCGCUAUUCGGUGCCGCCGUCCACGCUCUCCGAGCCGGCCACCGCCAGGACGUACAAGACCAGCGAGGACCUGCACGCGUGGAGCAUCUACAGGCAGAACCUCAACUCCGACUUCACCGACUCGGCUCUCGGGACGUCCGAGAAGUCGCAGCCGCCGUUCGGCAACUUCCAGCUGCGCGAAUCCACGGUGCACACCAUCCUCAACCACCCGAAGUACGGCCCCAAGGAGCGCAGCUCCGAGCUCGGCGUCAACGUCAACACCUACCUCAGGUUCGGCCUGCCUCGGGUGCUGCCGCCGCACCCGAGCUCGUGUCUGGGCAUCAGCGAGCGACCUUCGGGCGUCGUCACCGCCGCGCCGGCCCAGGGUCGCGAGAACUCGAGCGGCUACGACUCGAGCGACGACGACCACCACCAGCUGCAGGGCCGGCUGGCCAACCCGAAGAGGGCCCGCAGCGACCCGGACUUCCGCAACAGCCACGACCUGGUCAGCACCGAGCCGUCGGGCGUGGCGUCGGCGAUAUCCGCCUACGAGCGGCACCGCAAGCAGAACCACCGGCUCAAGGCCAACAGCGAGGCCGACCUGAUCGCGGGCGAGGACGAACGGCGCUGGGACGUCAUCCCCAGGCCCAGCACGGCGUCCACCACCACCGCCGCCGCCGCCGCGGCGCCGGGCUCCACGCACAAGGGUCCUCCGAGCCGAGCCGACUCCCGCAUGGCUGGUGACCGUCGCAGCGUGGCCGGAUCGCACGUCUCGAUGGGUUCCCGGGCGACCUCUCAGAAGCAGGGGCUCAUCCGGUCCUCGCUCUUCCCUCGAGACUCGCUCUAUUCCAGUCUGCCUGGCGGGGAGACGGACGUGUCUCUCGUCAAGCACCCGCACUUGCAGGUGCGAGACCUGACGUUCGAGCUGGACCGCUCCAGCCUGGGUCAGCGGCUGUGCGGUGGACCACGCACCAAGCUGCUCCUGCUCGAGGGACUGUCGUUCGAAGUCCGCGGUGGGGAGAUCCUCGCCAUCAUCGCCACGUCCGAGCAAGAAGGUUCCGCCCUGCUGGAUAUCCUGGCCAACCGGCACCCAAAGUGGGGUAGCCGGCUGCGCGGUGACAUCAUGUUCAACGGACUGUUCAUGCCACCGGCAAGGCUGGAGCACUGUGUCGCCUACGUUGCUCGCAACUGGCACCUGUGGCCCGACAUGAGCGUGCGGCAGUGGAUGCUGUUCACCUCGCUGCUCCAGGAGCCAGGUGGACCUGGAAGGGAUACCAAGGCCAGAAUCAACGCUCUUCUCGAAGACCUCGGCCUUGGCCAGCUGAAGCACACACGAAUCCGAGACCUCACCGAAUCCGAAGCCAGGCGACUCAACGUUGGCUCUCAGCUACUUCUCGACACUGAUGUGGUAUUGCUAGACCAGCCCAUCUCUGGCAUGGACAUCCUCGACAGCUUCUUCCUCAUCGACUAUGUCCGACAGUGGGCCGCCAGGGGUCGCAUUGUCAUCAUGACCAUCCACCCGCCCACCUACGAGAUCUUUACAAUGAUGACACGAGUGGCCAUCAUAUCGACGGGUCGCAUGGUGUACCAUGGCAAGCGACGUGACCUGCUCCCCUACUUCUCCUACAUUGACUUCCCUUGCCCGGCUUUCAAGAACCCCUCCGACUACUACCUCGACCUGGUGACGCUGGACAACCUGUCUCCAGAGGCGAUGCUCGAGUCCAGCCAGCGAGUCGAGAACCUGGUCGAGGUGUUCCGGCGCCGACAAGUGGCGCUCUCCGAUCCGGGUCCCCCGGGCAAUGCGCCCAUGGAUGUCUACAGGGCGGGAUUCUUUGGACAGAUGCUGGCCCUCUGGAUACGGGCACUGAUCUACACUUUCCCAUACAACGUGGUACACUUCUUUCGUCGUCUGUUCCUUGCCGCCUUCAUCUCCGUUCUUCUGGGAGCCAUCUUCUGGAAUGUAAGGGCAGGGCUCGACCAGGAGCACGUCUUGGAUCGGCUCGGCUUUCACUAUGCUCUCCUUGGCCUCUGCCUCUGGCCACUUCUACUUGGUGAUAUCACAGACGUUUGGCGAGAAAAGGUGUAUGUGUCACGAGAUAUCAACGAAAGGUUGUACAAUGGCAUUGCAUACAUCAUAUCAAAGCUCACGUACAGCCUUCCGACAGCUGCGGCCAUAGCGGCAGCGUACGUGUUUCCCGCCUACUCCAUGACGGGUCUGCCUCAGCGCGAGGAGACGCGCAACUUUGGCCCCUACAUGGGCUACACGCUGCUCUACCUGCUGACCGCGCGGGCCAUCGCCAUGACAUCGGCAUGGACCUUUCCAACCCGGCAGCGUGCGGCCGCCUUUCUGGGCCUGGUGAUGCUGGUGUUCUGCCUGAGCGGCGGCUACGCUGUCCACCUCAUGGACCUGUCUCUGGUCACCUCGUGGCUGCAGUGGGUGUCUCCGCUGCGCUGGACACUCGAGCAGCUCGCCAUGGUCGAGUUUGCCGGUGGGGCGACGCCCAUGUACGACUGCCCCCGGGGUCCGGUGGUCCUACAGGAGAAUGGCAUCCAGGUCAAAGCGAUAUGCGGCAUCGUGACGGAUAAUCAUGCCCUAGCCCUGUUCGGCUUGCACCGCGAGUGGCCCACUGCGCAGCCCAUCCUGAUCGUGCUUGCCGUUCAUGCUGUGUUCGCCAUCGCGUCGAUAAUCUACAUCGCACUGAAGAUGAGGGGCCCUGGAGCCUCCCCAGAUGCCGACAAGACGCGGUGAAGUGCAGCAUUGACACAAGAACCCCUCCUAUGAACUAGUUCACUUGCCUGCAUCGACUAUGAAUAGUGCCCGGUGCCGCGACGUCGAAAUGCUUUUCUCUGGACUGUGUGGCAUCCUAUAGUGCAAUCUUUUUUCGGAAUACUGAUCAUGACAAGGAGCUGGCACCAUUCACAUGGGCUUUGCGAGUCAAGUUUGCUCAUUGCAGUGGGCACGAAGAAGAGACAAAAUGACAGACCGCUUUAUCCAUGCUAGCUGGAACAAAGUGGCACAUCUAACGUGGAUACCAUGUGCAGAUGAGAACAGUGACACUCCUAUGUGGCAGUAAGACUGUUCUCUAUGCCACAAAUUUGAACACAGCUGCCUUUGCCAUCCAUCGGCAUCCUCUGCAUCAGCUGUCAUCAACUGCUAACCAACGACUCCAACAGACUUUGCUGCUUUACGUGAGCUGUGCCGCUUGUCACAACACUUCAGGCUGAAGUUUUAUAACGGUGCAUGAAGUGCUUUUGAAGCUUUAUCAUGUUCAGCUUUGCAGUCUUCCACCCAACAGCGCACGCUGUGUUGCAGCAAUCUCACUUUACAGUUAAACCAAGGAUGAUAUUUUUGGCGUGCUUAAUGCUUCAGACUUACCAUCUUCCGCAAGAAGCCUCAGCUUACGCUGUGAAGUCCAUCAGUUCAAUGGCAUGUGUGCGUUUCUUCUACCUCUACUGGAUUUUCUCUUUGACGUCCAGUCAGAUCCUGCGGCGUGCAGAACGUAUCUUGUUCUUCAAGAACUUGCAGCCGUCCAUCCAAUGCCACACCAGAGCCUGCAGUUUACCAGAGCAACUGGUAAACGACAUCACAGUCUACCAAGUGAAAGAAAAGAAAAAACAAGCUUCGCGGGACUUAGUUGCUCUACCACAAAGUCACAUUCAGACCAGGGUGUCUCCCAGAAUAUGGAUGUUAUACACCUGCGUGUGUUUGUUGUUUAAUGGUACCGCUACAAUUUUUGCAUGCUAGGAUAACUUGUUCACUGAAGUAGAUAUGUACUCAGGUUGCCAUCCUUUCUUUUCCCAAACACGAGACAUCUAGCACGUCAGUGUAUGCAUAACCUGUCACUAUCUGCUUCCGCUUCCAGCGGGAUGUGCUCAUAUGUAUGUAAAAGACCAAGGGCAAGUUUUCCUGCACAGUACUGUUUGAUACAAAAGCAGUUAAUAUAGUCUUCCACGCUGGUGGUCGAUAUAAACUGAAAGCAGUAGAAAUAAAGAGACAGUAAUCGCAAGAAGUUUUUGAAGCUCUCUCACAACAUGCAAUUCCAUCACUGUUAAUACGUCGCUAAGUUUUACUUUCUUGGAACUAUUCACUGCUCAGUUUCAAGCCAGUCAUGCAGUGUUUAGGUUAUUCAGAAAUUUUAUUGUGAUUUUGUGCAUGCAGAGUUACAAUGUAGCUUUGUAACCAACUAGUGCGAAGGUGCGGCAUUGCUACUUCACGAUGCCACAGCUGUAACAUGCAGUAGUUCAAUUAUUAGAAUGAAUACAUUGAAAAACCUAGAUCUCUCUUGGCAAGUCUGUUCGGCAGCAUCAAGUUUGUGUCAGUCAGUGCUGAGUUUUUGCAAAGUCUUAAUGAUACUGGAAGGUCACAUGACAAAGUAAUAAAGUGAGGCACACCAGAAAAUCAGAGUCGUGAUAACAUUCCAAAGCUAUUCUUUUUCACACUUAAUAAGUGGUUUGAGUGGCACUCUGUCAAGUUGUGACUAAAUAAGGCUUUCUAUGAAGGGUCGGUAAUAAUAAAGAAAUAGAGUCAGGUGAAAUAAAAUUUUACAUCAGACCAGCUCAGAUCUCCAAUCAAUAGCUUCUGAACUUUGAGAAAAGAAGAACAGAUAAUAGCUAGAAUUUGGGUAGCUUAACUGAGCACCCCGUAACUAAAAGCAUUACGCUACGAGCUACUCCAGCAGUUACUGGGCUACACGCUUUCACUUGAGUGCCGCCUACACGUUGGCCCUGACACAAUUUUUUACACACCCUGGCACAUCAGUUAUUGUUUUCAGUCAUCUGUGAUAGUCAUGGACAAUUCGACACAAAUAUGUCUAUGCCUUUCCAACCAAGAACAACCAACCUUUAGCAGAGGGAUUUGUAGCAAUUCAUCAUUCAUACACAAUCAUGUCGAGCCUACCACUAAAGUAAAGCAUGAGCAAUGCAUAAACCUCUUGUUCUUCUUCCUCGGCCUUCGUCCAGUUCAGUUGUAGUGUUGCCUUGUCUAGAUUGCAGUCUACAUUUUUCUCGGUCAUGGGGUUGACCGGGGUCCUGCAUCAAUUUCAUAUGCGAGUAGACUGCUUCAUUUUGUAGUUAUUUUUUUAGCCACAAACCAAACAUCUCUGACUUCUGUUAUGUCAAGGUGCUUUCAGGUCAUGCGACAUUUCGCUGGUGCUGCUCACUUACUUUCCGCUUCUCAUCUGCACAUGUUAUGGGCAUUGAAGAGUGCCUUCACAUGAGCAUAGACAUUUUUCCCAGUCACCCAGAUGCCACCAUGUUUGCUGCCUCACAACAGUGUGUUGUCAUACAGUCGGGCCUCAACAUAACAAACACGUUUACAACAGAUUUUCAGAUACCAAGAGUUGUUGGAUACAAUUAAAUAAAUUUAAAACGUGGCUGGUCAGCUUAUAUGAAUGGGUUUUCCCACUGCUAUAAACAAAGCCUGAAAUACAAGUUUCAUUAGCAGUACCAUUUAGAGAAAAAGAGAUAAUUUACCUGCAGCUCAGAACAUGUAUUCUGGUAGUAGCAACAAUUCCAAAUGAUUCGCAAGAGACUUGCAGUGGCAGUAAUCGGUUUACAGUGCUCAUAGAUAGCAUCACGUUAUUCCUUCGUUUACAUAGAUUCACUCACAAUUCUUUUUCUGUUGUUAUCAGUGUGUGUACUUUUAUUUUGAAUUUAAGAGAUAACGAAGGUGUCUUUGUGUUUGAUGUGACUUCAUUAUAACGAGGCUGAACUGUGUUUGUGUGUGCACCAACAUGCUUACGUAAAAGUGUACCGAAGAUUUUAACAAUGUUCCUUCGGAGGUGUCAGCAAAGCUGUAGAUUGUCAGUGUUAUAAACAAACCACCAUACUAUAAGCGACGUACGACAACACAGAGCCAAGGUAACUUUGAACUAAACUAAAAAAAAAUCACGCAAGUGUGUUCAUAGUACUAUGUCACUUUGUCAUUACAAUUUAACACUGCCAUGUACACCGACAUUUGCCGAGUGUUCCUUUCACACUCUGAAAUUGAGUAACAGCUUGUUUAAAGGUAGUCCCACUAGGGCUCUAUCUGUGGCAUGUAUAAAACAGUUGAAUAGGGUACUUUCUCAUAACUUUAUACGUAUAGUGAUAACCACCGAGUGUGUUGUUUUUCUAUGCAAUUGUUUUCUGUGCAUGUGUGCUAUUAUUUUCUUCGUCAUUAACAUAACACCAACAAAAUAAAGCCGGUGAUUGAUGGAAAGAAGAGGAGCCAGCGUAAUUAUUCUGAGUUUUCUUUGUAGUGAGAAUUUUUUUGUCGUCUUUCUUUUUUGGCUGGAAUUGUCAGACUGUACCUGCGCGACCGUUCAAGACAAGCUCGUCUAUGAAAAGCAAUUGUGGUCAUUGUUUGAUGAGUAUGUAUGCUGCUCAAAUUGUGCACGGUGUGUUUUUGUAUCAUAGCUGUAUUGACUUACAAAGUAUGGAUAAGUGCGUGUGUUUAGAAAAUACUCUAAUGGUGUUCAUUAGUGGGUCUUAGUUUGCAAGUUGCAACCAAGAUUGUGAUGUUAGAAGAUUCCCUAAAAGACUUUUUCUUUCUGCAGGUGCAGUUUUAAUCUUGUAAUUUUUAACAGAAGCAAUUAUGCUACAAAAAAAAAAGUUUUUUUUUUAAACUACUCAUUCAAGUGUUUUUAUAUUGUAGGUGCCUGAAUUCCAGUCGCCACCAUUAAUUUGUUUCUCUUUUGCACCUUGAACUAAUGUAAAAACCUACUUCAAUUGGCCAUUUACUGCUCUAAGUCCCUGAUAUACAUUUAGUGUAACAUAGUGUUGAAAUUUUCGUGUUAUAUGCCUGUCAUUGUUUCUUUUCCCAAGCUUGAAAAGCUUUCCCCAUGGAAUGGUUAUACUUAUCUCUCGCACACAUUUAUGUGCCAAACACACGCACAUCAAGAAUAAAAUGCAGGAGAACUUUUGUGCUCUUUCAAGUUUUCUGUCUCUCCAGCUUUCUGAAAAAGACUCCUUUGCUGUGACACAAGACAAAAUAAAAGUGUAACAUGCCAUCAUGAACUGACAAACUUGUACAUAUGUGGUGACUGUGUCUGUUUCACAUGUUAUGACAAUCAGUACACUGUUCUCUUGUAAAUAAAGGUUUCUUAAUUA